Messenger RNA from Cryptomeria japonica (Japanese cedar), 975 nucleotides. RefSeq names its product universal stress protein PHOS34. NCBI's taxonomy places the organism in Eukaryota, Viridiplantae, Streptophyta, Pinopsida, Cupressales, Cupressaceae. The coding region runs from base 194 to 700 and encodes 168 amino acids. The transcript has 4 exons. The record is from RefSeq and is a predicted model, not a curated record.
UCCUUAAUGCAAAUCUAGACAAAUUUCAAGAACUACUCAUCUCAAUGCAAAUUGGGAUGAUCUGUCUCAAUUGACCACGUAAUAAACCAGAUAAUUGAUGUGUCAUUUUCACAUAUUCCCAUCCAACCGCCCUGUGAAAAAUGAUAAAAAGCUUUUGGGUUUGUAAAAUGGUGGAAGACAGAAGUAGGAAGACAUGGCCGAUCAACAAGAGACAACAAAAACAACAACACAAGAACAGAAAAAUGUGAGACAGGUUUUGGUUGCUGUUGAUGAAAGUGAUGAGAGCAUUUUUGCACUGAGAUGGGUGUUGGACAAUCUCAUUCUACACCAACCUAAUCCACACCAAGUUUACAUUCUUCAUGUAGAACCCACCUUGAAUCUCUACCCAGCUCCAGGUUAUUUCAUCACCCCUGAAAUGAUGGAUAGCCUUAAAAAGAGCCGUGAGAAAACCUCCAUGGAGAUUCUGCAACGUGCUCAGCUUGUGUGUGAUGAAAAACAUGUGUCUUCCAAGACUGUCAGUCUGGUUGGUGAUGCUAGAGAUGUCAUCUGCCAAGCAGUUGACAAGCUUGGAGCUCAUAUGUUGGUCAUGGGAAAUCAUGGAUAUGGUGCACUCAAAAGGGCAUUAUUGGGAAGUGCAAGUGACUACUGUGUUCACCAUGCAAAUUGCCCUGUACUGAUUGUAAAGAAGCCAUCAAAAUGACUUCAAUUCAAUCAUCUCCUACACCAAGUACCUCUUAUGUUCUUAUUUCUAUAUUUUAGUUGUGAUAAAGAUCUGUGAAGAAAAGGCCUCUCAUGUAAUAAUUGGCAUUUGUAAUAAAGAUAUGUAGUAUUUGUUUAUUAGUAUUUAAGGAGGUAUUCUUAGAAGAAUACACCAUAGAAAAUUUAGUAGAGUGGCAUAGUAGAGAGAAAGAUUGAAGCCUAAGAUUCAAUGUCAUUUUGUUGAAUUUACCAAUUUUAUAGUUUCUUUAUUUUCUA